Molecule: messenger RNA, 1397 nt
Organism: Exaiptasia diaphana
Lineage: Eukaryota; Metazoa; Cnidaria; Anthozoa; Actiniaria; Aiptasiidae
Product: ubiquitin-conjugating enzyme E2 G2
Exons: 7
Coding region: 109-606 (165 amino acids)
Cellular component (GO): cytosol; endoplasmic reticulum
Source: RefSeq, a predicted model, not a curated record
UGGUGGACACUUUCGAACAAGGAAUCUAAGUCCAUGGCGUUUAAACGUCGAAAUCACUCCCUUUGACUAACUUUUUCAUAAAAUAAAAUUGUAGAAUAACAUUGGCUAAUGGCAGGGGCGGCCUUGAAAAGGCUUAUGGCCGAGUACAAGCAAUUGACUCUAAAUCCACCUGAAGGAAUCAUAGCUGGUCCAAUAUCUGAAGAUAACUUCUUUGAAUGGGAAGCACUAAUAUCUGGACCAGAAGGCACAUCAUUUGAAGGUGGUGUGUUUACAACRCGUUUAACCUUUCCUCACGACUACCCACUAAGUCCACCAAAGAUGAGAUUUGUUGGUGAAAUGUUUCACCCUAAUGUGUAUCCAGAUGGGCGUGUAUGUAUCUCAAUUCUUCAYGCACCCGGAGAUGACCCAAUGGGUUAUGAGAGCAGUGCUGAAAGGUGGAGCCCUGUUCAGUCUGUUGAAAAAAUUCUUCUUUCAGUAGUCAGUAUGCUGGCAGAGCCAAACGAUGAAAGCGGAGCAAAUGUCGAUGCCUCAAAAAUGUGGAGGGAAAAUAGAACAAAGUUUAAUGAAAUUGCAAAUGACAUAGUAAAAAAAUCACUUGGUCUUUGAAAAAGCAACUGAUUAUUAUUAGACUUAAGAAGUCCUAGGCCAUGUUGGAUAACAUCAGAAAUUAAUAUUACAAUAGCUUGCAUAACUGGUACAUAAUUACAUGUCUUAGUUUCGAGGAAUGGAAUAAGACUGCACUGUCCUGAUAUGUAGUGUUCUCAACUGCUAAACGUAAACUUACUGUGAACAGCUUUUUCAACCUGCAUUCGGUCAGUUUUCAUGUAAAAAUGUCUAGUGAACUGUCAUUAGAUCCCACAAAAAUAGUGAGAAAAGAACAGAAUGAGGCACUAGCAGGCCAUGUGGAAUAAGGCCAUGUGUAAUGACCAAGACAUGUAAUUUACCAAUUGAAUAAGUAGUGCAUAUUGUCGAAAAAUGAAUACUUCGUAACUUGAAUGAUGAUCCAAAUAAAUUAUUUAUGUGCAACCUUAGCAGCAAAUAUUUCAUAAAUUAGGGUUGUAUGUCAAUCUAAUACUUAUGUCACUUGAGUGGAGCAUAUAUUAAAAAUCUGUUUUUUUUUGGAAAAUACACAUCAAAAAGGUAUUUUCUUUGACAAAAGAUGUUGUUGAAAACUUGUUUUAGAGACAUACACAUGUACCUGAUGGUCAAUCUCAAGACUAAAUCAAAGUUAAUUUAUGAAACUAUGCCUCGCACAGAAGAAAACGUACUUUAGUAAAUAACUUCAUGUAAGCUAAAAAAUAAAAUAGAAAUGACAAAUAAAGUAUUUGAAAAAURUAGAUUAUAGUAACUAAAAAAACAACUCCAAUAAUAUUAGUAAUAAAUUAUCAUAGGUGGAA